CGCUGCGGUACUUUCGCAUGGUGUCGGAGGACUCAACCUCGUGUCGGUCGCCAUCCCAGUCGACGGUCAAGAAGCGCAAACCCACGUAUCUCGUGCGCAAAUUGCGUCACAUCCCCGUGCUUUAUAUCGCCCUCCCUUGCUCACGUACCUCUUGAGUCACAGGAAGAGGAGCAGGCUUUGAAGGACGAAAUUCUGGAGUUGCAAGCCCAAGUUGCCGUGCUCAAGACCAAAGGGGUGUCCACCGGUGCAGCCAUCGCAGCAGACCCGUCACAACAGCAGUCGACAGCCAAGUGGAAAGUGCUGUCCAAUACGAUCAAGAGCCAGCAGCUGGGUGUCGCUGCAGCGCAGUCUUUGGCAAUGGAGUGCACGGGACAACAGCCUCAGUACUCUUUACCAUUGGCUGCGGAUUGUACUGACGGUGUUUUGAUGGGCAGAGGACGCAAUACUUGCACCCUUUGCACUCGCGUAUCCGACUCGGGAAGAACUGGGGCGAGCGAAGAGCGACACUCAUGGCCAUGCGAGAGAGUAAGCUGAAAGGGGCGUACGACUACGUCAUGGCACGCAGUCGCUUUGCUACGGAUAGUCAGGACUCUAACGAGCAGUAUGAGACCGACGAAGGCGACAUUUGCUUCGUGGGGAACACAGUGGUGAAGUUCCCAGGCGUCCAGUCAUUGGAGCAGGUCUUUGAAGCGCUGUGCUUUUACUUGACCAAUAUGGAGAUCAGCAUCUCGGAGACAUUGGGUCAUAAUACGGUAAGAGAAGACUACGACAUGGUCGAGGGGUCAGCGUACAACGCACGAAUCGUGUCCAGUGAUAGCAACGGCAUCUCCACCGAGUCGAAUACAAUUGUGCUCAUGCAGCUGAUCAGAGAGGACGAUCUUCGCUUUGGGGGCGAACCAUGUGUCGUUGUAGCCUCCGACUGCGUCGACGAGGACGAGCUCACUGAAAUGGUCGUCACCAUGCGACGCACAGGUUAUCUGAAGCUGCAUCGUCCUGCGUUUCCUGUACCUCCGUUGGCACAGCAAGAGCUUGAAGCCGGGAUCGCCGACUGGGGGACGGUGAUGGUUAAGGCCAUGCGUGAAAUUUUGUACGCUCGGGCGUAA
Molecule: messenger RNA, 1103 nt
Organism: Phytophthora infestans T30-4
Lineage: Eukaryota; Oomycota; Peronosporomycetes; Peronosporales; Peronosporaceae
Exons: 2
Coding region: 714-1103 (129 amino acids)
Source: RefSeq, a predicted model, not a curated record